GUGUGAUCUGCGGAAACGUCGACGGUGUUGAUGGAGUUUCGUGUUACAAUAAAUUUAUUAACAACUCAUACUAGACUUACACUAAAACUACUCAUAAUGUAAUGGUUAAAUUAGGUCUUGAUUAUGAAGGAGAAACCCUGGAGAAACACAACAUCGUCGUCGUCUGUUCUCAAGAGCGGUGCCAUCUUUAGUAGUUCAACCAUUCCUUGAGAUUGCGGCUCCAGGCUGGAAGCGGAAGUGGCAGUACCGGUAACAACGGGAUGGAGAUAAAAGUUGUCGAAGUCCAAGUGGAAGAUGUAAUGAUGGACCUAGCUGAAGAAGAAAUGCUACGAGAGGAAGUGGUACAAGAUGACAUUGAGUAUGUGGAUUUACUUCCUACUGACGUAGAGGCAGAAUUUGAAUUCAGGGAUGCACUUGACGUUUUACUACCAAACGUCAAUGAAGAAUUCGUACCGAUUCCUCCUGUUGUACCAAGAGCACAUGCGCCCAUGAGAGACCAUCUGGCUGGCAUUUGGCACUGUGGUUCCCGCCAUUUCUCCUGCGAGUGUACUUCAACGGGUCAUUUUUCUACGUGUUGCAAUAACGGUUCAAAUGGCUGUCAUAGGAGAUCGUGUUAUGAGUCCACCACCAGAGUUAUUAAUUCGUUUGUUGGUGGAUGAUUCGGAGGUAGCAAAACACUUUCGGAAAGAAAUCCGCCGGUACAACAACACUCUGGCAUUUGCGGCUUUCUCCACUGAUCUGAGCCCAAGACGUUUGCCUGGUCAGGGACCAAGAGUAUUCUCCGGUCACGGGCAAGUGUAUCGUAGGAUUAGUAAUGGAUGUUGUCAGAAAUUAACUAAUGCAAGCAAGGUAUUGCGAGUUGUAUUUUUUAUUGAAUCCGGGGCAGCAAAUCACAUUCGCAUGGCACAACAGCCACGUGAGCGACCACUAUUGGAGAACUUGCUUGCAGACUUAGACAGACUGUUAUGGCUAAUCAAUCCAUGUGUGGUGGCUUUCGAGUAAUAUAUAUUACUUUAAAUUAUUAACAUAUACAUAAUCUAGCAAAAUGCGUACAUCACACUCAUUAACAAACUAUAUUCGUAUAAUCAAAUAAAAAUAUUACUUCAAGUUGUAGUGUGUUGAACACACAUUACAUUAGUAUAGGUAUUGCUUUUACGUAUUUCUAUAUGAUACAACAAAUAACUUUGGUUAACAUUGCAUUGAAUACACAUUCGUGUAGACAGUAGUGCAACAUUUUUGUUUACAAAUUUAUAGUUUACAUUAUAAUUACUAAUCACUCGUUAAAAAACUUUUGAUAGAGUUGGAUUGCUCCUGCCAUCACCGGUGUUCACGCACGGACAACUGUAUGUAGCGGUUUCCCGAGUGAGGGACUCUCAAUCCAUUAGAGUUGGUAUAUACAGUGAUGACCGUGGUAGAUUCGUCACUAAGAACAUUGUCUACAGAGAAGUUCUACAUGCGAUAUAACUGUACAAUAAAGACUAUAAGAACUCAUUUACCAGAACUUAAUGAACAUUGAAUCCUAUCUGUGUGAUCAAAUGGAUCUGUGUGAUUCAAGUCUGUGUGACAAAAGUCUGUUUGACAAAAGUCUGAGUGACAAGUCUGUGUGACAUAUGGUUUAUAAGCAGUCGUAAGUAUGACUCGCGGAAGAGAGAAAGUUUGACGACCUCCACGUGGUUUUCUCUAGAUGCGGAUUUUGUAAUGAAUACAUAACUGUUGUCGAACAUGCAUUUAACCUGACUGCGACUCGCACACUAGAUGAACAUUAUACUAGAAAUGACUUUAUCAAUGAAGGUGUAACAGCAACAGAAUCAUUAUUGUACUGCUACUAAGACUUAGGGGAAAUUCGACAACCUCUAAGUGCUUCUCUCUUGAUGCGGAUUUUGUAAUGUAUUUGUAUCAAAUGUCAAACAUGCAUUUAAACUAACUGCAACUCCCACACUAGGUGGUAAAUUAUUUAGAAUUAUUUAUGUACUCUAAAAAUAUAUCAGCAGAUAUUUGUAUGCACUUGAAUAAUUUCAAAAUAUAACAAAACAGAACCAGGCAUACAGCGGGGCACAGUAAUGCAACAGACGAGGAGAGACCGCUGGACACCCAGUCACAGUUUUCGGAUUGCUUGCCUUCAUCGUGUUACCCGUCCGUUGCACGUCGUCCGCUAUAUGACAAAGUCGGAUGGCCUACCUGCCAGACCACGCUCAAAAUCGAGCCGGGUGACUGACUUCCUAGACACUCAAAAAUUGCGGCAACUAUACAACUUAAUUUCUUUUUGAAUUUCUCUCUUUUUCACUUGCAUCCAGCAUGCGACGGGUCAUGCAUCCAAUCCACCAUACACACAUGCCCUAUAACUCAUAGAUUUGCAUAGAGCAAUGAUUAUUAAUUACAAAUUUUUACAAAUUAAAUACAAAAUAAAAUAAUUUAUUUGUCUAAUCUUGCAUACAAAAAACAGUCAAGAAGCACUUUUGCCAAGUCUACCGCUUUGUGGAAUAAACAAUUUCUCUCAACUAAGUCAUCUGAUUUAUUUAAAUAAAAUCUUGGUGUUUAUUUAAUUACACCCAACGAGACACGUUGGAAUUCACUGUAUGGUGCAGUGGUGCUGCUUAAUAAAUAAAUUUAAAAUAAUGAACUUAAGUUUAGAAUAAU
This is a messenger RNA of Myzus persicae (green peach aphid), 2637 nucleotides long. RefSeq lists its product as uncharacterized. Bases 261 to 659 code for a protein of 132 amino acids. The transcript has 4 exons. The record is from RefSeq and is a predicted model, not a curated record. Lineage: Eukaryota; Metazoa; Arthropoda; Insecta; Hemiptera; Aphididae.